Hirsutella rhossiliensis is the source of this 1005-nucleotide messenger RNA. RefSeq names its product JAB1/Mov34/MPN/PAD-1 ubiquitin protease domain-containing protein. Gene Ontology annotation, molecular function: metallopeptidase activity; protein binding; proteasome binding. Gene Ontology annotation, biological process: proteasome-mediated ubiquitin-dependent protein catabolic process; protein deubiquitination. The coding region runs from base 1 to 1005 and encodes 334 amino acids. The record is from RefSeq and is a predicted model, not a curated record. Gene Ontology annotation, cellular component: proteasome regulatory particle, lid subcomplex. NCBI's taxonomy places the organism in Eukaryota, Fungi, Ascomycota, Sordariomycetes, Hypocreales, Ophiocordycipitaceae. The transcript has 3 exons.
AUGGAGCGGUUCAGGAGCUUGUUGGGCGGCAGCGGGAUGAGCCUGGGAGGAGCUGCUCAUGGCACGGACAACACCAACCUCAUCGAUAACUCCGAGACGGUUUACAUCUCCUCGCUGGCCCUCCUGAAGAUGCUGCGUCAUGGCCGAGCCGGCGUUCCCAUGGAAGUCAUGGGCCUGAUGCUGGGCGAGUUUGUCGACGACUUUACCGUCAAGGUCAUGGAUGUCUUCGCCAUGCCUCAAAGCGGAACCGGCGUCAGCGUCGAGGCUGUCGACCCUGUCUUCCAGACCAAGAUGAUGGACAUGCUGCGGCAAACGGGAAGGCCAGAAUCCGUCGUGGGCUGGUAUCAUUCGCAUCCGGGCUUCGGCUGCUGGCUGUCUUCGGUCGAUAUAAACACCCAGCAGUCUUUUGAGCAGCUCAACCCUCGCGCCGUGGCCGUCGUGGUCGAUCCCAUCCAGUCCGUCAAGGGCAAGGUCGUCAUCGACGCCUUCCGACUCAUCAACCCUCAGCUCUUGAUGAUGGGUCAAGAGCCCCGUCAGAGCACGAGCAACCUGGGCCACCUGAACAAGCCGUCGAUCCAAGCUCUGAUCCACGGCCUCAACCGCCACUACUACUCGAUCGGCAUCAACUACCGCAAAACUGCGCUCGAGGAGAAUAUGCUCAUGAACCUCCACAAGCACGUUUGGACCGAAGCGCUGCAGAUGGACGACUUCCGAUCCGAGGGCGAUAAGAACAAGGAGCGGCUGCAGCGACUGGUCAGCCUUGCCGAUGGGUACGAAAAGCGUGUCAAGGAAGAGACGGAGCUCACAAAGGAACAACUCAAAACCCGCUACGUGGGCAAGUUGGACCCCAAGAAGCACCUCGAGGACGUGGGCCAGGAACUCAUCGAGGACAACAUCGUUUCCGUCUCGAGGCAAAUGAUCGACAAGGAGGCCACAAUGCCCAAGAAAGAGGGCCCAUCAGGCGCCGGCGGGACCUCCCAUGGCGAUCAAAUGGACACGGAAUAG